Molecule: messenger RNA, 162 nt
Organism: Cavenderia fasciculata
Lineage: Eukaryota; Evosea; Eumycetozoa; Acytosteliales; Cavenderiaceae
Exons: 3
Coding region: 1-162 (53 amino acids)
Source: RefSeq, a predicted model, not a curated record
AUGUCCGAGUAUGGUAGAGAUGAGGAAGAAACAAGCGCCAACGCAAGAGGUGUAGGCGCCUUGAAUCUUCAACAUUAUAUGCACUGGUGUCGGCAGUGUUCAAUGCAUGCCACAUCCAGCAACGCUAGACAAGAUGUACCAAUAUAUACAGACUUGUUAUAG